UCUCAUUCAGGCGUAUAUAAAGUGACUGAGGGAUGCUGGGGUUUACAGACACACAGACACCGUUCAGUGAUUCAGUGAUUCAGAAAGAGACACGAUGCUCCCUGCCACCUUUAAACUGUGCGCCGGCAUUUCCUACAGACACACCAGGAACAUGACGGGUUUGAGGAGAAACGCCAUGAUGGCCAUCCACCAUGAGCUGAGCAAACUGUCCGGUCCUGGACCUAGCAUGUGGGUCAGAAACAUCCGCCGAAGGAGCUCGCUGCUCUGCAGCAGGAUCGAGGAGGAGACUCUGAGUGAAUCGGAGCAGGGUUACGUGAGACAGGGUCAGGAGGCGUUACAGAAGUCCAUCAGCAUCCUCAGUGAUCCAGAUGGCUGGCAAACCGAGAUCGAGACGUCGAUGGGAGAUAAAGUGCUCAGUAAAGUCCUUCCAGACGUCGGCAAGGUCUUCAGGCUGGAGGUGGUUCUGGACCAGCAGCCUGACGAUCUGUAUGAGGAGCUGGUUGAGAACAUGGAGAGCAUGGGCGAGUGGAACCCCAACGUCAAACAAGUCAAGAUCCUACAGAAGAUCAACCAGGACACCCUGGUGACUCACGAGGUUUCGGGGGAGACGCCGGGGAACGUGGUAGGUCCGAGGGAUUUCGUCAGCGUGCGCUGUACUAAACGCAGAGGCUCCACCUGCUUCCUAGCCGGAAUGUCAACCCAGCAUCCCAGCAUGCCUGAGCAAAAGGGCUUCGUCCGAGCGGAGAACGGGCCGACAUGCAUCGUGAUGAGGCCAAAUGCUGACGAUCCCAACAAGACCAAGUUCACCUGGUUACUGAGUUUAGACCUGAAGGGCUGGAUUCCCAAAACGGUGAUAAACCGAGUUCUUUCUCAGACCCAGGUGGACUUUGCUAAUCAUCUGCGAGACAGAAUGGCUAACAACAGCAGAAUGGAGGCUACAGUGGCCUGCUGACAUCAUAACACACACACACUUUCAGACACACACACACACACACACACACAUACAUACAUAAGUACAUACAUACAUACACACAUACAUACACACACACACAAACACUGCAACCUCUUAUAAGAGAUUAAACUCCACCCACUCAGAACAUCACAGAUUCUGACAUCACAAGUCUAGCGUAAGUGACGGAGCCGGAUCACAUCCGCUUGGAGAACUACACAACAUUUAACGUACAGCGCUCACACACAGCACCAGACUUACAGUUAAUCCAGACCUAGGUUUCCUCAGCUGCUAAUAAACAGGAAGUCCAACAUUCCAAACUUUAUUUAUUACUAAAAUGCUUAGUCAUUCCUACUGUAUGUUUUAUGGAACAGCUUGGAACCAAAGGGCUUAAAUGUAAACAGUUAGACAAGAUGAUUGUACUGAAGCUAGCAGAGGAAGUCUAUAGCUUUUAGUUCUUGUAAAACACCCAGGGUUCCGGAAAAGGGUUCAAGGCCUCAUUUCUAGUCUGGGGUUCUGGUGUUCCUGAAAAGAUUGCAAAGCUGCUACAAAAACAGAUGCUAGUCUAUGGCCUGCAGCUUAGCAUUCAGAAUUUGAGCUGUAUGUUUACAAUGAUUAACAACAACCACUUUUAUUCUUACAUAGUUAUGAAUAUAAAUACAUACAUGACAGAUUUAUAAACUAUAAACUGUCUCCAUUUUAAAGCUGAAUCUCUUCUGGGACAUGCCUCGGGGUGUGGCUGAGGAUCGACUCAGAGUUGAUUCACAGUUGAUUCUGAUUAUGGACUAAUGAGCUUGUGAUGUAUUUGAGCACACAGAGAUUUCACCAUGCUAAACUGGAAGCCAUAAGCAUUGGUAGUUUAACUUUAUCCUCGUAGCUUCAGUACGGCUCCAAAGACCGAACAUGUCAGAGUCCAGCAGUUCUCUGAAAGAUCUGAAGUGUUUGAAGCUAUUUGUUGCAAAAUGUUAAGUAUAUUUUUAUUCCAAGAAGUCACUCGUCUGCAGUUAGUCUACCUUCUGGUUCCAAGCUGUUAUUGUAUUUGUGUGAAAUGUUACCUAUUUAUUUCGCCUGUAUGUGACUCUGUAACUGCAUGUCUGUUAAAUAAAAUAAAUCAACGAAUAAAACCGUC
Messenger RNA from Hemibagrus wyckioides, 2078 nucleotides. It is a transcript of the gene star, whose product is annotated as steroidogenic acute regulatory protein. Gene Ontology annotation, biological process: regulation of steroid biosynthetic process; steroid biosynthetic process; intracellular cholesterol transport. NCBI's taxonomy places the organism in Eukaryota, Metazoa, Chordata, Actinopteri, Siluriformes, Bagridae. Gene Ontology annotation, cellular component: mitochondrion; mitochondrial intermembrane space. The record is from RefSeq and is a predicted model, not a curated record. The transcript is spliced from 7 exons. Gene Ontology annotation, molecular function: cholesterol transfer activity; cholesterol binding. Bases 95 to 952 code for a protein of 285 amino acids.